This is a messenger RNA of Dama dama (fallow deer), 1869 nucleotides long. RefSeq names its product dipeptidase 2-like. The record is from RefSeq and is a predicted model, not a curated record. Bases 289 to 1764 code for a protein of 491 amino acids. The transcript has 12 exons. Lineage: Eukaryota; Metazoa; Chordata; Mammalia; Artiodactyla; Cervidae. Gene Ontology annotation, molecular function: metallodipeptidase activity. Gene Ontology annotation, biological process: proteolysis.
UUAGACCUUGUGGUUUCUGGGAGAGCUAGAGCCACAAGGCCUACCAGAUACAGCGACUGUAGCAGCAGAACCCAGAUGCCAGGCCUUCCACACUGAGCACCUGGAAACUGGGAGCCCAGAUCAACGGGGACACAGAGACACUGGCACACGGCCCUGGGGUGGGCGGGGCAGGCUGCAGACAGAUGGAGACAAGCUGUGCUCCUGGGAGGGGCUGCCUGGGGCUGAAGGCCACUGUCUCACAGAAGCGCCCUGGACUCUCUCUUGGACAGCAAGAGGCUGUGCCACUGCAUGAUCUGUGUUGACUGGCAGAACCCCAGCACCCCCACCGCUCUCAGACCCGCCUGCCCGGCCCUGUGCAGCAUGCUGAGUGGGGGCCUCAAGCAUCCCCACAUGCUCACCCAGCGGCCUCUGCUGCUCCUGCUGUGGCUGCUGUUGCGGCUGGUAACCAGCGCCCAGACAGCACCGGAUGCCCCUAUCACCCUGACCAGACUGGACACCACCAGCACACCAAGUCUGGGGGAGCGUGUGCGGGCCCUGAUGCGGGACUUCCCGCUUGUGGAUGGCCACAACGACAUGCCCCUGGUCCUGAGGCAGUUUAACCGCAAGGGCCUACAGGAUGUUAAUCUGCACAGUUUCAGCCACGGCCAGACCAGCUUGAACAGGCUUAAAGACGGUCUCGUGGGUGCCCAGUUCUGGUCAGCCUACGUCCCAUGCCAGACCCAGGAACGCGAUGCUGUGCGCCUCACCCUAGAGCAGAUUGAUCUCAUCCACCGCAUGUGUGCCUCCUAUUCUGAGCUGGAGCUUGUGACCUCAGUUAAAGCUCUGAAUGGUACCCGGAAGUUGGCCUGCCUCAUCGGUGUGGAGGGUGGCCACUCACUGGACAGCAGCCUCUCCGUCUUGCGUACCUUCUAUAUGCUGGGUGUGCGCUACCUGACACUCACGCACACCUGCAACACGCCCUGGGCAGAGAGCUCAGCUAAGGGCAUCCACCCCUUCUACAGCGACGUCAGCGGGCUGACCAGCUUUGGUGAGAAGGUGGUGGCAGAAAUGAACCGUCUGGGCAUGAUGGUGGACUUGUCCCAUGUCUCAGACGCCGUGGCACGGAGAGCCCUAGAAGUGUCGCAGGCACCUGUGAUCUUCUCCCACUCGGCUGCCCGGGCUGUGUGCGAGAGCACCCGGAAUGUUCCUGAUGACAUCCUACAGCUUUUGAAGAAGAACGGUGGCAUUGUGAUGGUGUCUUUGUCCAUGGGGGUGCUACAAUGCAACCCGCUAGCCAACGUGUCUACUGUGGCAGAUCACUUUGACCACAUUAGGGCUGUCAUUGGAUCCAAGUUCAUCGGGAUUGGAGGAGAUUAUGACGGGGCUGGCCGGUUCCCACAGGGUCUGGAGGACGUGUCCACAUACCCAGUACUCAUAGAAGAGUUGCUGAGGCGUGGCUGGAGUGAGGAAGAGCUCUGGGGUGUCCUUCGAGGAAACCUGCUGCGGGUCUUCAGCCAGGUGGAACAGGUUCGGGAGGAAAACAAGGGACAGAGUCCCUUGGAGGAUGAGUUCCCAGAUGAGCAGCUGGGAAGCUCCUGCCGCUCCGUCCUCUCGCAUCUGCAGCAGAGAGAAAAUCUGGCUCAAGACCAGAAACUAACCAGAACUCCAAGGCAUGGGAAUCCUAUUUUGUCACCUAUGCAGUCAUUCUCAAAAUCUUUCCCCAACACAGCCCCAGGCCUCACAGUUAUUACUGCCUUCCUGGUCCUCAUUCUUUGGCUCUGGUGAUCCAUUAAUCCUGCCAGAUGUCACUUUGGCAGACGCAGAUAUCCACGAAGUUUCCUCUCAUGCAAGCACAAACAUUUCCCAAAAAUAAACAUUUCAGAAAUGGAA